Dovyalis caffra is the source of this 1431-nucleotide messenger RNA. NCBI's taxonomy places the organism in Eukaryota, Viridiplantae, Streptophyta, Magnoliopsida, Malpighiales, Salicaceae. The record is from the annotation of a GenBank genome assembly.
AUGCAUUGCUUCUGGAAAUCAAGAUGGGCUGGCUUUUUGCUCCAAAACAUUAAAACUAAUAAAUCUAAGCCUCUUUUAUACUCCACAAAGCAGCAUAACCAACUGUCACUUGAGAUGCAAGAGGUGUGUAAAGUUGUUACGAGCUCGAUUGGUGGUUUGGAUGAGUUAGAGUUGAGUUUAAAUCAAUUUAAAGGUCAAUUAACAUCUCCUCUUGUUACACAAAUUAUAGAUUCUUGCAAACACGAGGCUCCCACCAGAAGACUCUUGAGAUUUUUUCUAUGGUCGCAUAAAGUUUUGGAUCCGGAGAAACUGAAAGAUGAGGAUUUCAAUCACGCCAUUCGAGUUUUGGCUGAGAAGCAGGAUCAUACAGCAAUGCAUAUUUUGAUUUCGGAUUUAAGGAAGGAAGGUCGCGUAAUGGACGCUCAAACUUUUGCUUUUGUAGCCGAAACGUUGGUUAAACUGGGGAGAGAAGAUGAAGCUUUGGGCAUAUUCAAGAACUUGGACAAGUUCAAGUGCCCACAAGAUAGUGUUGCUGUCACUUCCAUUAUAAGCGCUCUUUGUGCGAAAGGGCAAGCUAAGAAGGCACAACGAGUGCUUUCGCACCAUAAUUAUAGUGAAAUAUCCGGUGUAAAUCCUUUAGUUGUUUAUAAGUGUCUCUUGUAUGGCUGGUCCGUGCAGGAGGACGCGAAGGAAGCUCGAAAGAUUAUCCAAGAAAUGAAGGGAGAAGGGGUGAUGCCAGACUUGUUCUGUUAUAAUACUUUUCUCAGGUGCCUUUGCGAAAGGAAUCUUAAGCACAAUCCCUCUGGACUUGUCCCUGAAACUUUGAAUGUGAUGAUGGAAAUGAGAUCCUAUAGGAUUGAGCCAAACUCAAUUAGUUACAAUAUAUUGCUUUCUUGUCUAGGCAGGGCAAGAAGAGUCAAGGAAUCGUACAAGAUACUUGAGACAAUGAAAACAACAGGUUGUGCACCUGAUUGGGUGAGCUAUUUUCUUGUUGCGAGAGUGAUGUAUUUGACUGGGAGAUUCGGAAAAGGAAAUAAGAUGGUUGAUGAGAUGAUUGGGCAGGGGCUGCGGCCAGAUCGUAAGUUUUACUAUAAUUUGAUUGGUAUUCUUUGUGGAGUGGAGAGGGUGAGUUAUGCUCUUGAGUUGUUUGAACGAAUGAAGACGAGCUCACUGGGUGGUUACGGACCUGUAUAUGAUGUUUUGAUACCAAAGCUUUGUAGAGGGGGUGAUUUUGCAAAGGGUAGAGAGCUAUGGGAAGAGGCCACUGCUAUGGGUGUCUCUCUUGGCUGCUCCAGUGAUGUGUUGGAUCCCUCUGUCACUGAGGUUUUCAAGCCCACGAGGAAGGUGGAGGAAGAGGUCAAGCUAGAGAAAUUCUGCACAAACAACGUCCUCAGUGUCGAGCACAAGUCAAGAAGAAAAAGGGAAAGGUGA